CAUUCAGAAGGCAUAGGACAUCGCAGGAAGGACGGGUAUUUAGCCGAUGGAUGUCCUAAAAUGCGUUCCGUAUACGUCGGUCCCUCUUAGUCCUGCCCUGGCUGCCUCGUCAUCACGUGUCCUAAUCACCUUCCCGCUUGCCUCCCCUGUUCAUUGGCCACGUUCUUCUCCCGACUGCAUUCUGUCCCUUCCCCAUUCACCUCCCCCAAUCGCCACCUACACAAUCUGCUACCGUCCUCCCAUAUGUACAGCACAUAUGAAAAUAAAUAAAAGCCUUUUAAUUUUUUUAAUGGGUGCAAUUCAUCAAAUGAGUGUAGCACUUGCAGAAAACAUGGACCAUUUACUUGGGUUCAUCUGCAUCAAAUAAUAUGCUGAUUCUUUAGUUCGUUGCAGGAAGUUAGAGAUAAACCAAACCUGCAGAUGUUUUUCUCUAAUAUGAUAAAAAUAAAUAACAGUGUGCAGGAUCAGUAGAAGGUUAGAUACAGGGAGAAUCAGCAUGUUUGCAGGCUGGUGAGAGUCACGGGCAGGAACCUGGGAGGGGCUUUCCCUGCUGUAUGUGUUCAGCCUGUCAUUCAGUGUGAUAACAAUUUCCUGUGGGAGAAAGAAGAGACACGCCCACUCCUCAUUUCAGCAUAGACGCAGACGAGUAACAUCUCUGUGCAGCUCUGAUAUAACGGCAUUUUUACGAGGACUCGUAGCUUCCCAGCCCCCCUUUUUUUUUGUCUGUUAGGGCGGGGCUGGCCGGCUGGAUCACUGGAUCACGUGGGAGCGACCCCGGAAGCUGCAGAUUCGGCGACUCGCACGUUCAGAUCUGCCUAUUAAAGGAAACAGUGAUGGCUGCAGACGGGUCAGAGUGUGAGGAGGAUGGAAGCCAAGAAGUAAUUGCCAGUGGAAAUAUAUUGGAGACCUUUACAGAAUGUCAGGAAACACGAGAUCUGAUUGGCAGCCUGUGGACUGUAUGGCAGGAGAUGGUGAGCAGGGAGGUGUGCACCCAGCGCUUUGUAGUGAUUAUGGACAAGUACCAGGAGCAGCCUCACCUUUUGGACUCACAUUUAGAGUGGAUGUUGAACUCACUGCUGGAAAUAAUUCGAGACAAGUCCUCUGCCCCUGUGUUGUACCAUUUAGCCUUUAAAUUCCUAUACAUCAUUUCCAAGGUGCGGGGAUACAAGAUUUUUCUCCGUAUUUUCCCCCAUGAAGUUGUUGAUGUGCAGCCAGUGUUGGAAAUGAUUUCAGCACAAGACCCCAAGGAUCAUGAGACCUGGGAAACACGUUACAUGCUGCUUUUGUGGCUCUCCAUGACGUGCUUGAUACCGUUUGACCUUUCACGCCUUGAUGGAAACAUUGCCAGUGAUUCUGGACCAAAUCGCAGGCCCACAAUGGAUAUCAUUCUGGAGGUGGCCAAGUCUUACCUUGUGGUCAGUGACAAGGCUCGGGAUGCUGCUGCCGUGCUUGUUUCAAAGUUUAUCACGCGCCCUGAUGUCAAGCUGAAGAGGCUGGCUGAUUUCCUCGACUGGUCACUCUCUACUCUGUCAAAUGCCAGUUAUCUUACUAUGGAAGGAACGAUAGCUAUGGAUGGGAUGCUGCAGGCACUGGCGCAGCUCUUUAAGCAUGGGAAGAGAGAGGACUGUUUACCAUAUGCCUCCAUUGUCCUCACCAAUCUAGACAACUGUAACUUGUCCGACAGCAACCAGACUGUCCUGCGCAAGCUUGGCAUUAAACUCGUCCAGCGCCUCGGCCUUACAUUCCUCAAAACCAAAGUGGCAAAUUGGAGAUAUCAGCGGGGUUCAAGAAGUUUGGCAGCCAAUCUGCUGCAGUCUUCAACAGACACCCAGAGGUCCAACACAAACUUAUCUCCUGGGGAAGAGGAAGAGGCCUAUGAUAUUCCAGAGGAGAUUGAGAACGUUGUUGAGCAGUUGCUGGUUGGCUUAAAAGACAAAGACACUAUUGUCCGCUGGUCUGCUGCGAAAGGGAUCGGACGAUUGACUGGGCGACUCCCAAAGGAACUAGCAGAUGAUGUGGUUGGGUCUGUGCUCGAAUGUUUUAGUUUCCAGGAGACCAAUAACGCAUGGCACGGGGGAUGCCUGGCUUUGGCCGAACUUGGAAGGCGAGGGCUGCUGCUUCCUUCUAGGCUUCCAGAUGUUGUUCCCCUGAUUCUGAAGGCCCUGGUGUACGAUGAGAAGCGGGGUGCCUGCAGCGUUGGUUCCAAUGUCAGGGAUGCUGCCUGUUAUGUAUGCUGGGCAUUUGCACGGGCGUAUGAACCUGAAGAGAUGAAGCCCUUUGUGAAUCAAAUUGCAAAUGCACUGGUCAUUGCCGCAGUGUUCGACCGGGAUGUGAAUUGCAGGAGAGCAGCCUCUGCAGCCUUCCAGGAGAAUGUGGGGAGACAGGGCACUUUCCCCCAUGGCAUCGAUAUAUUAACCACGGCAGAUUAUUUUGCAGUUGGGAACCGUGCAAACUGUUAUCUAAAUAUAAGCGUGUUUGUGGCUGGCUUUCCUGAAUACACCAAGUCAAUGAUCGAUCAUUUAGUGGAAAUGAAGAUUAACCACUGGGAUGGGGUUGUACGAGAGCUGUCCACUAAGGCCUUACACAACCUCACUCCCACAGCCCCAGAGUAUAUGACAAAGACAGUUUUGCCGCGUCUGCUCCCUCUGGCCAUCGGAACGGACUUACACACGCGCCAUGGGGCAAUCUUAGCUUGUGCGGAAAUCACCCAUGCCGUGUACAAACUGUCGGCUCAGUGCAACAGGCUGCUUUCUGAUUAUCUGAACAAUGAAACACUGGCAGGACUUACAGCAAUUCACCCGAAACUCCAGGAGCGCCAGCUAUACAGGGGCCUGGGUGGAGAGUUAAUGAGACCUGCAGUCUGCUGCUUAGUGGAGAAACUUUCACUCUCCAAAUUCCCUCAUCCUGGAGAAGAUAUUAUUGGUGGGUGGCUGUGGCUGAUCAACGACAGUUUAAAGAGCCUUCAUCUGUUCUCCAGCACUGCUAGGCAGAAGAUUAAGGAAUCUGCUGUGUCAGCCCUCUCUACCCUGUGCCAGGAGUAUUACCAGGAACGAGCCACAGUAGCCCAUACAAAUGACGACAUUGUGAAGCAAUUCACCUCGGAGCUGCAGAGCAAUGAAGAGAUGGUUCGCUGCGGUUUUUCUCUGGCCCUGGGGGGCCUUCCACAGUUUCUUCUGAAAGGCAAGCUCCAGCAGGUACUGGAUGGUCUAAGGAAAGUCACCUGCAUUUCUAGAAAAGAUGUUGGCUUUGCAGAGUCCAGAAGGGAUGCCCUGAAGGCCAUCGCUCAGGUUUGCCAGACAGUUGGAGUUAAGGGGGAUGGAUGUGCAGAGGAAGCCGUGUGCAGGGAGAAUAUCGCCCUGGUUUAUAACACCCUACUGAACUGCAUGAAUGACUACACUACAGAUAGCCGAGGGGACGUCGGAGCCUGUGUGAGGGAGGCAGCGAUGGCCAGUCUUCAGGAUGUGACAUUACUGGUUGCCCAGAGUGAGACCGCUCUCCUUGAACCUGACAUUGUCCAGCGGAUGAUGUGUGCCCUCUCUCAGCAAUCUGCCGAGAAAAUUGACCGGUACCGAGCCUUUGCUGGAUCUGUCUUUCUUAAUCUCCUUUACUUCGACAACCCAUCAGUCCCACAUAUCCCACAUCGGGAAGAACUGGAGAGGAUAUUUCCCAGAACACAAGCAGAAGCCCUGAACUGGAAUGCACCAUCGCAAGCUUUUCCCCGGAUCACCCAGUUACUGGGAUUAUCCACGUAUCGGUACAAUGUACUAAUGGGCCUGACGGUAUCUGUGGGUGGACUUACUGAGUCUACGGUGAGAUACUCAGCACAGGGUCUGUUUGAAUACCUUCGGGCAAUCCAGAAUGACGCAGAACAAAUGGAUGCCUUCUCCACCUCACUGCUUCAGGUCUUCAGAGACAAUCAGCACAUGGACAGAGUCUCCACUCCCCUGCUGAAAAUGUUGGAUCAGAUGUUGGCCAAUGGCUGCUUUGAUAUCUACACACAGGAGGAAAACCACCCCUUUGCCUCCGACUUAUUGUCCCUUUGCAGAGAAGAGAUCAAGAGAUCCAAAGACAUCCAGAAGCUCAGAUCCAGUAUUGCUGUGUUCUGUGGCCUGAUCCAGUUCCCUGGUGAUAUCCGAAAGAAGGUUCUGUUACAGCUGUUGCUUUUGGUUUGUCAUCCGUUCCCAAGAAUCAGGAAGACAACAGCCAGCGAGGUGUACGAGAUGCUCCUUACGUACGACGAUGUGGUCGAGCCAGACAUUCUGGAUGAAGUCAUGAACAUACUGAGUGACACCACUUGGGAUGCAGACUUACCUAUUGUCCGGGAGCACAGAAACCACCUGUGUGAUUUAUUGAAAGUGUCCAAGCCGACACAAGUGACCAAGGUAUCUCCUUCCUAAGAAGCAGAUGGACAAACAGAAACCUGAGAGCAGUGAAACAAUGUUCCCAGCAGUGAAUGAGAGGAAGGUAAAUGCAUUGCUCUGGUCUGACCAGCAGGGGUCACUAAGCAGAGACACUAUAUCUUGUGCUGCACUUGCACCUGAGCACACAACCUCCUCUGUAGUAUUUAUGCUCCAGACGAUUCCAUGUACCAAUUGUAUAAAACUAAAUAAAACAUGUCCAGAAACAUAA
This is a messenger RNA of Xenopus laevis (African clawed frog), 4629 nucleotides long. RefSeq names its product tubulin folding cofactor D L homeolog (gene tbcd.L). The record is from RefSeq and is a predicted model, not a curated record. The transcript has 41 exons. Lineage: Eukaryota; Metazoa; Chordata; Amphibia; Anura; Pipidae. Gene Ontology annotation, cellular component: centrosome; bicellular tight junction; lateral plasma membrane. Gene Ontology annotation, molecular function: beta-tubulin binding; GTPase activator activity. Gene Ontology annotation, biological process: adherens junction assembly; bicellular tight junction assembly; microtubule cytoskeleton organization. The coding region runs from base 834 to 4397 and encodes 1187 amino acids.